Molecule: messenger RNA, 2703 nt
Organism: Lingula anatina
Lineage: Eukaryota; Metazoa; Brachiopoda; Lingulata; Lingulida; Lingulidae
Product: ileal sodium/bile acid cotransporter
Cellular component (GO): membrane
Source: RefSeq, a predicted model, not a curated record
CUUAUCCUUAGCUUAACUGUGAAAAAUAUAUAAGACUUAUUCGGAGAAGCACAGUUUCUGCAAAGAUUGACAAUUCUUGUCACAUGCUUAUAAAUUUACACAAGUUAAAAGACUACUUUAAUUCCCAAAUGCAAAUAUUAGCUACUACUGUGUUAUUUGUUCGAAUUCUCAAGCAGAUGGAAACGAAGCAAAUUAUACACAAAAUGUCUCCGUAAAGCUGUCAUUGGUGACAAGUUUGUAGAACUUUGUUUGAACGCAUACAUUACUUUCAAUUUCAGCUUUUACAAUAAGAGAGGGUUUCCUCCUUUAAAAAAAUAAACCGCAAUCUCACGCAAGAGUAGAACUGAAUUGUUGACUUCACGUGUUCAUGUUUAUAUAUGAAGCACACAUUUACCCCCCCGCUUGAAAACAGCUCGUUGAAAUAUGUAUUAAAGGACUUUUUGAAAAUUGACGCCUGGGAGCUGACAGGCUAACAGGCUAAGAUACACCUGAAAAACGACAGUGUUUUCCCACAGUCUGCUAAAAGGGUGGGACAGCAGUCCUCUCUGGAGGGAAUGCCAGGUUAUAUACAUAAUGUGAUAAUCCCCUGUAUUGCCUGUAUUGCCCGUUGUGACUAUAUACGCCUUUUGCAUAUAAAUACGAUUCAAUCGAUGAUUCCGUUUUUUAGAGCGCUUCUGAUAUAAAUUUCAUUUUCCGCAUGCAGGGCUUCCUCACUCAUCCACUUAUAACUCGCCGUGACAAGUUGACCCGCGGAGAUGAUUCGAUAGGUAAUAGUAAAGGUAGAUGUUAAUAUAAUUCAUUCCCUGCGUGACUCCGUCACAGACGGUCGACAAGGGGUCAGUAAAUAGGACGUGCUUUCCUUUAACUGUACCAAUGAAAACCGUGUUAAUAGAGUAUUGACACUGAGUGAGGCUUGACAUAAAGGUUUUCUGCGGGACCGUCAACACAACAAAAUGGUGCUCAAGUUGAUGUCGCUCCUGGUUGUACUGAUAAACUUCGCUGAAUGCAGUCUGCUGAGUGAGAUCAACGUUACUUUUCCUGAACCCGGCGUUCUACAGGUGUAUGAAAAUAAGGAGGCAACGAUUCACGUCACAAUUGAAAGUGACCGUCAGCAAGUCGUUUUUAUCCGAUUUCAAGCAAAGGACGACACAAUUGCAGUACUUAAAGGCAACACAAGCACGCCGGUUGAAACAUGGAGCACUCAGGGUCAGAAAAACCUGAGUUUGACAGUAAAGGGAAUAUUCCUGGGCAGAACAUCGAUUCUAACCACCCUGUAUGAAAACCAGUCCGUUUUUGAAAAUGACGGGGAAUCUUUAGAACUCCCUACCAACUCCAUAAUAGAAGUGCUUCGGGAACCAAACCCACUGUAUACAGUUUUCCUUAUUGUACUGUCCGUUGUAAUUGGGAUUAACAUUUUCGGAUUUGGCUUAAUGCUAGAUUUGGAAGUAGUCAAAGAAAUAUUUAAGAAGCCGAUUGCUCCGAUUGUCGGAUUUGCCUGUCAGUACAUUGGCAUGCCUUUGAUUGCUUUUGCGUUCACCCAAAUUCUGAACCUGCCUGAUGCUCUGGCACUUGGUCUGUUUGUCGGUGGCUGCUGUCCGGGAGGAGGGUCCAGCAACAUAUGGUCACUGUUACUGGACGGUGACGUCAACCUGAGCAUGUGUAUGACCUUCAUAAGUACCACUGCAUCCAUAGGUAUGAUGCCUCUGUGGCUGUUCACGCUGGGAAUGAUGUUCACUAGCACAGUCACAAUUCCUUACGGCAACAUUCUCGUCGCCAUCGUCUCCCUACUUAUACCCGGCUUCAUAGGUAUUCUCGUCAAAAAGUACGCUCCCAAGGUCGCAGGGGUUUUAACAAAGGCCGUGCGCCCUAUAGCCGCCAUUACAGUUCUGGUUGUGAUUUUUUUGGGAAUAUACAACAACUUAUAUGUGUUCGUCCUGUUCGCCAAAGAUUGGCGAUAUUUGGUUGGAGGAGCUUUGGUCCCUUUCACCGGUUUUGUUUUGAGCUGUGCAGCGUCAUUUGGCGCCUGUUUGCCCUGGUACCGCGUCAAGACAAUUAUGUGUGAAACAGCAAUCCAAAACACGGGCAUUGCGAUAGUGCUGCUCGGAUUUUCACUACCGCAGCCUGAUGCUGACUUGGCGACAGUCAUGGCCAUAGCGAUGAGUCUGGUUGUCCCUCCCCCGCUUGUUAUCAUCUUAAUAAUCCGAACCAUCUAUUUGCGAUGUUGUAAGAAGAAUCAGGACAAAGCCAAGGAUUCAAAAGAAAACGAGAAUGAAAAGAAAGAACAGGGUGAUAUCAAACUGGAAACAAAUGUUGAGAAGAAGUCCGACCUUGACAGAACGGAAAAUGGUGUAAUUUCACAAGUUUACGAAAAGGAAACGGAGUGAAUCACUUACAAUGAAAUAGGGGUAAAUUAUUGGCAUUAAUUAUUCCCGCGUUCAUCUUCAUUCACAAUGUUUAAUUUUCUUUCUAAACUUCGUUGGCAUUUUAGACUACAUUUUUAGUCGGCCCUAUCAAAAUACAUUACCAUCUUAAACCAAUGUAGACUUCCAUGUAGGAUAAUGUAAUGUAUUAUGUAUGAUUACGGAACUCAUGGAUUUAGAUUUUCUAACAUGACAUAAAAAUCAUUUCAGUUACGAAUCUCGCUUAUUUUUGAAUAAAUAUUCGCCUAUCGUGCCGUUAACUGGUUUGCCCUGUGUGCAAUGC